Phialemonium atrogriseum is the source of this 1225-nucleotide messenger RNA. Its product is annotated as PLC-like phosphodiesterase. Gene Ontology annotation, molecular function: phosphoric diester hydrolase activity. Gene Ontology annotation, biological process: lipid metabolic process. The record is from RefSeq and is a predicted model, not a curated record. Lineage: Eukaryota; Fungi; Ascomycota; Sordariomycetes; Cephalothecales; Cephalothecaceae. Bases 203 to 1072 code for a protein of 289 amino acids. The transcript is spliced from 3 exons.
CCCAAGGGAUCAACUGACUUUUGACACCCACGGAUCAUGGGGCUGAACUCAGGGGCGGGGUGGGUAGAAGAAAGGAAAUUAGGAAAACGGCCUUGAUAUUAAAUGAAUCCAAUCUGUGCUAGACGUCUUCCUGAUUCUCUCUGCGCGAUGAAGUGGACGCGGAUAACUGACAAACACGCGCAAAAGCCUCCUCUCCUCUCAAAUGCGCUCCUCCUUGGGUUGGCUUCUGGCUGGCCUCGCCGGGUUGAAGGCCGUGGCGGCAGCAUGCAACGGGAACUCGGCCCUCUGCUCGCGGAUUUACAGUAAUAUAACCCAAGUCGGCGCCCAUGACAGUGCGUUUGUUGGCAUCUUGUUGCCCGACAAUCAGUACGUCUCGGUCGCGAAACAGCUGGACAUGGGUGUCCGUUUUCUGCAGGCUCAGACGCACAAGAAGGACGGCGGCAUUGAGAUGUGCCAUACAACCUGCAUCGAGCUGGAUGCCGGCUCGUUGAGCAAGUAUCUGGGCCCCAUCAAGACUUGGCUCGAUGGUCAUCCGGACGAGGUCGUGACAUUACUUCUGACGAACGGCGAUGCGAUACCGGUCUCGCAGUUUGGAAACGUCUUCUCUGCAACCGGGCUUGAUAAAUAUGCCUACACGCCAGAGGGGACCCUGACGCUGGACCAAUGGCCUACGUUACAAGCCAUGAUAGAUUCAGGGAACAGGCUGGUCGUCUUCAUGGAUUAUCAUUCAGACACAAACUCGGUCCCUUAUAUCCUGGACGAGUUUGCCUACUUCUACGAGACGCCAUUUGAUACCACAGACAAGAACUUUCCUCAGUGCACGCUCGACCGACCGGCUGGGGCGGGUGCUGACGGGCGCAUGGGUAUCGUGAACCAUUUCCUCGAUGUCGACAUUCUUGGCAUCUUGAUUCCGGACCGAAUCCACGCGUCAACUACCAAUUCAGUCUCGUCGAUUGUGGCCCAGGCAAAUCUUUGCCUGCAGAAUUGGGGACGCUUGCCCAACGUCGUGCUGCUGGACUGGAUCAAUGAAGGAGACGCCAUAGGUGCCCAGAAUGUGCUGAACCAUCUCUGAUACGCAUGCCAGCCUCACAGAUGCCGUUCUACAUUGUAGAACUAGAACAAGACUUUAUCAAACAAGCGCUCAUGCCACCCCAGUGGACGAUCACAGGCCAAUGAUGAAGGUGUCAACCAGAGAGUUUGGUAACAUGGGGCGGCAAUUGGCUGA